Cuscuta campestris is the source of this 1431-nucleotide messenger RNA. The record is from the annotation of a GenBank genome assembly. NCBI's taxonomy places the organism in Eukaryota, Viridiplantae, Streptophyta, Magnoliopsida, Solanales, Convolvulaceae.
CACAACUUGAACCCCUCAAAACCCCUUUCUCAGGCUUCACGGGGGACACCGUUGAAGCUGAAGGAUCCAUAGUUCUACCGGUCGAACUAGGAUCAGGUGAAAAGACCGUGUGGAAGAAGAUGUGGUUCAUAGUUGUGGAAAUCAAAUCGUCCACAACGCAAUUCUUGGAAGGCCAGGCAUCAAUAGAGUCGGGGCGGUGAUUUCCAUGCCUCAUCUAUGCAUGAAGUUCCACACUCCAGGUGGUGUGGGUGAGGUGAAGGGCGACCAGAGGAACGCCCGGGAGUGCUAUGCCCAGGUAGUCAAGAAAAUGACCAAGGGGGUCAAUGUCAUCUCCCAAGAGAUCACAAAGGGAGAGACCCGGGAGAAAUUGGAGCCCAAGGCCGAGACGGUGGAAAUCGAAUUUCACCCGGAAGGGUUCAAGAUCUACCAUGCAAUCGUCUUCAACUUCAAACUGACGAACAAUGAGGCAGAAUAUGAAGCUCUGGCUGGAGGGCUCAGACUUGCCCAAGCCCUGAAAAUCAGCCGGGUCAGUAUCAAAUCUGACUCUAGCCUGAUCGUUGGGCAAGUGACCGAAUAUGAAGCUCUGGCUGGAGGGCUCAGACUUGCCCAAGCCCUGAAAAUCAGCCGGGUCAGUAUCAAAUCUGACUCUAGCCUGAUCGUUGGGCAAGUGACCGGUAACAUGGAAGCAAGGGAAGGACGCAUGGCACAAUACAAGGACCUUGUACUUGCCCCGUUGAAGGGCUUCGAAGAGUUCAAAAUCGCCCAAAUUCCCCGGGCGGAAAACGCGGAUGCAGACCUUCUCUCCAGAUUGACGCAGGAGGCUGAACGAGUCAUAGCGGAAGUCCACGAAGGCGUAUGCGCGGCGCAUCAAAUGUCCCGUACGCUUUCCCAACGCAUCAUCUUGUUGGGGUAUUACUGGCCAACAAUUGUCCAGGAUUGUGAAAGGAGGGCUCACGGGGAAACUCCAUUCUCCCUAACCUAUGGGUGUGAAGCAAGGCUGCCCAUCGAAGCUGAAUUCCCAACGUUUCGGGAAUCAAAUUAUCAACCCCAACAAAAUGAAGAAGAUCACUUGGCCGAACUCAACUUGGUCGAAGAGCGGAGGAUGGCCGCGGAAGUUAAAAUGAGUACGUACCAACAAGUUGUGAAGAAGUACCAUGACAACAAGGUUGGGCCGCGGUACUUCCAAGUUGGGGAUGAAGUCCUACGAAGAAGAGAAGCAAGUAGACCCGGCGAUGGAGGAAAGCUGGCAAAAAACUAGGAAGGCCCAUACAGGGUUAGAGCCAUCAUUCGACCAGGAACGUAUCGAUUAGAAACUUUAGAUGGUGUACCGGUAGAAAGAACUUGGAAUUCCCACCAUCUUCGCAAGUUCCACAAAUGAUUGUAAUACUACGCGAGGCCUAAUCACAUUAUCAAUCAAAGUGAUGUUCAAUA